This is a messenger RNA of Thrips palmi, 2191 nucleotides long. It is a transcript of the gene tobi, whose product is annotated as myogenesis-regulating glycosidase. NCBI's taxonomy places the organism in Eukaryota, Metazoa, Arthropoda, Insecta, Thysanoptera, Thripidae. The record is from RefSeq and is a predicted model, not a curated record. Gene Ontology annotation, biological process: carbohydrate metabolic process. Gene Ontology annotation, molecular function: hydrolase activity, hydrolyzing O-glycosyl compounds. Bases 107 to 2170 code for a protein of 687 amino acids. The transcript is spliced from 5 exons.
CCGACGUAUAUAUUGCCGGGCCGUCGGACACAGCGUCAAGUCGCGGACAGUCGCGGGGCGGACGGACAAGCGGGACCGCGUGGUAUGACAAGGCAGUGCUGACAGCAUGGCAGCUGUAGCGAGGCUGCUGCUGCUGGUGGCAGCGGCAGGAGUCCUCCACGCUAACGCGUUACCACUCGAAGACGGUCAUGGUCUCGUAUACGAGCAUCUCACCAUCAAAAGGGCAAAUGGUGACGUCAUGAUGAACCUGGCCGUGGAGGGCGGCAUGAACGGGCGGCUGCGCUCCCCGGCGGCCUCCACGUCGUGCAAGACGGCCAAGGACGGCGACGACGUCCUGGACUGCCGGCGCUGGCCCGACGGCCGCACGCUGCGCGUCACCCAGCUGCCCAGCGGGUGCUUCUUCGUGGAGUCCAGCGCCACGGCCGGCGUCAUGCAGGACUGCAGGCCCAUCGGCACCGCCAACUGGUUCGGCGGCGGCGAGGAGAUACCCCAGAAGUGGCCGCUGGAGAAGUACGACGACCUGUCGCACGCCAUGGUCACCAUGGAGACGGCCAACCGCGGCAUCCAGGACCCGUUCUGGUUCACGUCGGACGGCAUGUACAUCUUCGUGAAGCCGGGCUCACCGCUCUUCGUGGAGAUCAACAGCAAGGAAAAGCCGGGGGAGUUCUGCAUGACGUCCACGGUGGAGCCGCCCUACCGCGAGCGCAACGGCGGCUUCCAGCACAAAUACUACCUCUGCGAGCGGCCCGACGCCAAGCAGGCCUUCCUGCACGCCGUCGAGAACUUCCUGGGCAAGCCGACCGGGCACCCCGACGAGCGGAUGAUCAAGCAGCCCGUGUGGUCGACGUGGGCCAAGUACAAGGCGGAAAUCAACGACGCGGUGGUCAGGGACUUCGCCACGCAGAUCAAGAACAACGGCUUCGAGAACAGCCAGUUCGAGAUCGACGACGCCUGGGAGACGUGCUACGGCAGCAAGAUCGUGGACAAGACGCGCUUCCCGGACAUGAAGGGCCUCACCGACUGGCUCAAGUCACAGGGCUUCCGCGUCACCAUCUGGACGCACCCCUUCAUCAACACGGACUGCCCCACCUACAAGGAGGCCGGCGACCUCGGCUACCUCGUCAAGAACGCCACCGGCACGAAGACGCACUGGUGGAACGGCGCUGGCGGCAUCAUCGACUUCACCAACCCGGCCGCCGCCAACUGGUUCGAGAGCCGCCAUAAGAAGGUCCUGGAGGACAACGGCAUUGACGGCUUCAAGUUCGACGCGGGCGAGACGAGCUGGAACCCCGCGAUGCCUGAGUUCAACAUCCCCGCCGGCACGGACGAGGACUACCCCAGCAAGGCCACGAAGGACUACGUCGAGACCUGCGCCCGGUUCAACGACCUGACCGAGGUCCGGUCCGCCUACCGCACCCAGACCCUCCCCAUCUUCGUGCGCAUGAUCGACAAGGACUCGCGCUGGGGCGACAACAACGGCCUCAAGUCCCUGGUGACGACGCUGCUGCAGAUGAACAUGGUGGGCUACUCCAUGGUGCUGCCGGACAUGAUCGGCGGCAACCAGUACAACGGUGAGGUGGCCACGCAGGAGCUGUUCGUGCGGUGGCUGCAGGCCAACACCUUCAUGCCCGCGCUGCAGUACGCCCUCGUGCCCUGGGACUACGGCGACAAGGCGGCCGAGACCAUCGCCAUCUCCAAGAAGUUCAACGCGCUGCACGAGCAGUACACUAACGUCAUCGUGGCGGCCAUGAAGAAGAACAUCGCGGACGGCACCCCGGUCAACCCGCCCAUCUGGUGGCUGGACCCCACCGACAAGAAGGCCCUGGCGGAGGACAGCGAGUUCCUACUCGGUGACACGAUCCUGUCGGCGCCGGUGCUGGAGGAGGGCGCCGUGAAGCGCGACGUGUACCUGCCGAAGGGCUACUGGAAGGACGGCAACAACGGCAAGAUGUACACCGGGCCCUACACCAUCAAGGACUACCCGGCGCCGCUGGACACCCUGCCCUACUUCAUCCGGCAGGACAACCCGCCCGCCACCACCGCCAACCCCAACACCGCCCCCACCGCGGCGCCACUGUCGUCCACUACCCCGAAGGGCUCCGCCGCGGCGCUGCAGUCCUCCCUGGCCCUCCUCCUCGCCGCCGUCGCGGCUCUAGUCAGACUCCCGUGAUUUUAUUUUGUAUUACCCUAG